This is a messenger RNA of Pungitius pungitius (ninespine stickleback), 3676 nucleotides long. It is a transcript of the gene slco2b1, whose product is annotated as solute carrier organic anion transporter family, member 2B1. Lineage: Eukaryota; Metazoa; Chordata; Actinopteri; Perciformes; Gasterosteidae. The record is from RefSeq and is a predicted model, not a curated record. The transcript has 15 exons. Bases 325 to 2283 code for a protein of 652 amino acids. Gene Ontology annotation, cellular component: plasma membrane. Gene Ontology annotation, molecular function: protein binding. Gene Ontology annotation, biological process: transmembrane transport; sodium-independent organic anion transport.
GAAAUACCAGCACAGAGGACUGGAGCUGCCGAGUGAGUCUAAAUGAACCAGUGUGGGACCUGCUGGGGGCUGUUGCUGGGAGUACUGCAACCACUGAACUACUGGGUCAUAUAGUUGUUACUGGUGCUUGUGGCUCCACUGGGAUUACUGGGUCUACUGGUUCUACUGGACGGACUACUGGGCUGAAUUGGAAGCAUUGGAUUGAUUGAUGGCUUUGCUCUGAUUGAAUGUAGCUGAUGUUUGCAGAUACUUCAGUUCACAGAGCACCACCUUAACCCCACCUUUCAGGCUUGUCUACGGUCUCCGUGUGGUCGAGGUUAAACGAUGGGGGCCACAGAGAUGCAUCCUCCUGCCCAACGCCGGAGUCUCUUCUACUCCGUCAAGUUCUUUGUGUUCUGUCACAGUCUUCUCCAGCUGGCUCAGCUCCUGGUGUCUGGUUACAUGAAGAGUUCCAUCUCUACUAUCGAGAGACGUUACGGUUUCUCCAGCCAGAAGUCGGGUCUCCUGGCUGCUUUUAACGAGGUGGGGAACACUGUUCUCAUUGUGUUUGUGAGUUUCUUGGGGAGUCGGGUCCACCGGCCGCGGUUCAUCGGAGGCGGAGCUCUGCUGGCCUGCCUCGCCUCGCUGCUGAUGGCGCUGCCCCACUUCCUGGGCGGAGCCUACGACUACACCGACCGCAUCAGCACCUCUGGAGAGAACAGCUCCGGUCUCUGCCAAUCGGAGAGCCCGGUUACCGCCUCCUCCUCCAAUCAGAGCUGCAGCCAGCAGGAGGGCCACGCCCAGCUGGGGGUGUACCCUCUGCUGCUCCUGGGUCAGCUGCUGCUGGGCAUCGCCGCCGUCCCCAUCCAGCCCUUCGGCAUCUCCUUCAUCGAUGACUACGCCAGCAGGAGGAACUCGCCGCUCUACCUCGGCAUCCUCCUGGCCGUGACCUCCAUCGGCCCGGCCCUGGGCUUCAUCACCGGCUCCCUCAUGCUGCGCUUCUACGUCGACUUUGACAAGUUGUCUGAAGCCCAGAUCGGGUUAAACCACAAGGACCUUCGCUGGGUGGGAGCCUGGUGGCUCGGCUUCCUGGUGGCGUCCGGCCUCCUCUUCCUCGCGGCGCUGCCAUACCUCUUCUUCCCCAGCAGCAUGCCCAAAGAGAACGGCGAAGACGACGUGGUCAUGGAGUCCGGACCAGACUGCAAGCAGCCGCACACAAACCCGCUCCAGGAAAUGUCCUUCCUUCAGUUCCUCAAAAGUUUUCCCCGUAUCGCCCUGCGGACCCUGCGGAGCCCCAUCUACCUGCUGGUGGUCCUGGCGCAGGUCAACCUGGCCGCGCUGCUCUCCGGCCUCGCCACCUUCAUGGCAAAGUUCCUGGAGUGGCAGUUCAGCCAGACGGUGUCCAACUCCACCAUGAUGAUCGGAGGAGUUUGCAUCCCGCUGGCCGUGCUCGGCACCGUCCUGGGUGGCGUCCUGAUGCGGCGGAUGAAUCUUUCGGUCAGAGGGGCCAGCAAGUUGUGCACCGUGGCGAUCCUGCUCUGCAUGUUCUCCUCCACGCCGCUGCUGUUCAUGGGAUGCCCCACCCAGAAGAUCAUGGGGGUCUUUCCUCAAAGCAGUGGUGUGAUUUCGUGCAGCUCUGGCUGUCGGUGUCCUCAGGAGGCCUUUAACCCGGUCUGUGGUUCUGACGGUGUGGAGUUCAGGUCUCCCUGCCACGCCGGCUGCAUCGCCAUGGAAACAGACCCUAGCCACAAAGCCACGAACUUCUCCGGGUGCCGGUGCGUGGGCGGUGCCGGCAUGGCCUCUUCUGGGACCUGUGGGGGGGGCUGCUCCAGCCUCCUGGUCCCCUUCGUAGCUCUGCUGGGGGUCACCAGCUUUGUCGCCUCCUUCUCCCAGACGCCCUCCUUCAUGAUGAUCCUCAGGACGGUGCCGUCGGAGGACAAGUCCUUCGCGGUGGGGGUUCAGUACAUGCUGUUCAGAGUGCUCGCCUUCAUGCCCGGUCCGGUGUUGUACGGCAGCGUCAUCGACACCACCUGCAUCCUGUGGGGCAAAAAGUGCGGCAAGAAGACUUCCUGUCAGUACUACGACCUGGACCGCUUCAGACAGAGGUUCCUGGGUCUGCAGGUGGUCUUCGUCUGCGGUGGUCUGCUCUGCUUCCUGCUGACGGUGGUCUUCUUUCGGCGGAGGGCUGGAAGCCGAGAACCACAGCCGGAGGGUAAAGGAGGCUACGAGGUGGUGAGCGCUUCGGCUAAAGGGAAAGAGCUCGAAGACCUGAAGACAAGGAGACAGGAAGACCUGAAGACCUGAAGACAAAGAGGACAAAGACCUGGUAAAGACACCCGGACAUCACCGUCGCACAACGUAUGUCGUUCUCUGGUGUAAAGGACCAGUCAUCUCAUAUCAACAUAUUGUUACAUAUUUUUAGUCAGAAAUGUAAGACUAUUUUUGUAUUUGAAUAAGCUGCAGUUCCUCUAAUGGCCACUAGACUACUGUACGGAUGUCCGUGAGGAGUUUUUUAAACAUUCAUGGUUCUCAGAGGAUGAACCCUACUUACUUCACUGAGCCGCUGAAGUUCCAUUUAGCGCCACCAGCAGGUCAAAAGAGGUCAAAACUCUUUGGUUCAGGACUUUGACUUUGAUGAGCCUUGGCAGGACUCUGUUUACUGAUCGUUAGCUAACGUUAGCAUGCUGACUUAAGCACGAAAGAUUCCCAUGUGGAAUAGACCUUUUUCACUUAUUUACGUAUUUGUUAUCUGAAAUACGCAAUCAUUGUGGUGAUCUUCUUCCUGUCCGGUCGGGCCAACGUUAAACAAAUGGAGCAAGCAAAGAGAAAUAGUUUAUUGCAGCGUACCGGGCUGUUCUUGUUAUUCCCAAAAGCAGCUAAAUCUGUCGUUUCAUUCCUUUUCAAGGGAGGUUUGAGCGGUGCCAAAAACGGCAGCUGUUGACGUGGCGUUCGGCUUUAACUUUAUUGUCGCUUCACACAAGACGUUCACUUGGACAACCAUACAGAACAAAUUGAUAUCACAAUGCUUCAUUAAAGCAGACUAUAAUGCUUUAGUAAUGUAUUCUAUAUCCUCUAUACUCUACAUACAUUAUGUCUAAAUGACACUAAUGAUAUGUCCUUCUAGUUAACAGUUCAACACUCCAUUAUCUCCUGACAGGAAGUCCACUUCCACAUUGAUUACGCAUUUCCGUUUUUUGUGAAAAAGGUCUAUUUACUUCAAAUAUUUGUUUAAUUUCAGGUCAGAUGUUUUGGAGUUUUCACAAAUAGUUUCCCAGCAUUCUUAAUGAUUGUGCUAUCGUAGGAUGUUUCUCAGAAUUUUUAAACCAAGACUUUUACUGUGAAAAUCACAUAUAUUUUAAGCAAAGAAAAUGAAAAUAUAUUUUAAUCAAUUGUUUUUGAGACCUUUUAUAUUCUGCUAAGGUUCUUCCCAUAUGAACACAUGAAGCUUUUUAGUUAUUCUUGUUCUGUUUGUUCUUGUCUUUUGUUUUGUAGAUGCCGCCUUAAUUCCUUUUGUAAAUAUUUGUGUCUUCAUGAAACUUCAUUAUUUUAUCAACAGCCUCCAAACAAAUCUUUUUUACUUUGAGGCUGAUUAUUAAAAUGUGUUUAUUUCCCAAAGAAUAAAGUCUCCACAAAGACGUUCAUUAUUAAAUGUUUGAGUGGGAAAACUAGUUCAAUAAAAUGUGACAUUGUGCUGUAA